UAAACACUCGUAAGUAAUUAAUUUAUAGAAAUGCGGUUAUGAGACGUUAAUUGGACUGUCUGAAAAUUCUCCCGUCAAACAGGUGUUAUUGAAUGAAUGUGUGCAGCAGUUCCCAUCGUAAUUAUUUAUUUAUGGUGUAGUGAAUACAAGUGUAUCGAUCGUGGUAACGAAGGCUAUUCCCAAGAAAGGAGCCAGCACAACAUUGUGGAAGGGUGUAAAACAAGCAAAUUCAUUGAGGUGAUAAGAAGACGCUAAAAGCUAAAAGUCUUGUUUACACUAUGUGCCCUAGCAAGAAACACUGUUCUCUCGUAAUAAUAAUAAUGUAAGAGUGGCACUAUGCCUGAACGCUAUCACAGUUUACACAUUAUGCUAUUGGAAUCGAGGUGAGAGCGAGCCGUGGCGAGCAUGCCGCACCAGUACGGCGCGGGCGCGGGUGGCAUGGGCGGGGGUCCACCGUCGCCGCCGCCGCAGCACGGCGCGCUGUAUCCGCGCUACGCUGCCGCCGCGGGCCCCGGCGCCGGCGCCUAUCGCCCGGAGGAGCGCAGGCUCACCCGCGAAGCUAUGGAACGUUACCUUCGUGACCGCUCCGACAUGGUUGUCGUCAUCCUACACGCCAAAGUCGCUCAAAAGUCAUACGGCAACGAGAAACGCUUCUUUUGCCCUCCGCCCUGUAUAUAUUUGUUUGGAGAUGGCUGGCGACUGAGGCGCGAGCGCAUGCUACGUGAGGGUGAAACUGAGCAGGCUUCCCAGCUAUGCGCAUUUAUCGGCAUAGGCAACUCAGAUCAGGAUAUGCAGCAACUAGAUUUAAACAACGGGAAACAGUACUGUGCUGCCAAAACAUUGUACAUAUCUGAUUCAGAUAAGCGUAAACAUUUCAUGCUCUCUGUAAAAAUGUUUUAUGGCAACGGCCAUGACAUUGGUAUAUUUAAUAGUAAAAGAAUAAAAGUUAUAUCUAAGCCUUCAAAAAAGAAACAGUCAUUGAAAAAUGCAGAUCUAUGUAUUGCUAGUGGAACUAAGGUAGCUUUAUUUAAUAGACUGAGGUCACAAACAGUAUCAACAAGGUACCUUCAUGUUGAGAAUGGAAACUUUCAUGCUUCAUCAACACAGUGGGGUGCAUUCACUAUACACUUGCUUGACGAUAACGAGAGUGAAUCUGAAGAGUUUGCAGUGAGAGAUGGAUAUGUCCACUACGGGUCCACUGUAAAGCUUGUAUGCUCUGUAACUGGAAUGGCACUUCCUAGACUUAUAAUUCGCAAGGUCGACAAACAAAUGGCUCUCCUAGAAGCAGAUGAUCCAGUAUCCCAGCUCCACAAAUGUGCAUUUUACAUGAAAGAUACAGAGCGAAUGUACCUAUGCCUCUCACAAGAGAGAAUCAUACAGUUCCAAGCCACUCCAUGCCCCAAAGAACAAAACAAAGAAAUGAUUAAUGAUGGAGCCUGUUGGACCAUUAUUUCUACUGAUAAGGCUGAAUACCAAUUUUAUGAAGGCAUGGGUCCUGUCAGAUCUCCAGUAACACCAGUGCCUUUGGUCCAUUCGCUGAACUUAAAUGGGGGCGGAGACGUAGCUAUGCUGGAGUUAGCCGGGGACAAUUUCACGCCAUCCCUCCAAGUGUGGUUCGGCGAUGUAGAAGCAGAGACCAUGUACCGCUGCGCUGAGUCAAUGCUGUGCGUCGUACCGGACAUCUCGCAGUUCCGAGGACAGUGGCUAUGGGUGCGGCAGCCUACACAGGUGCCAGUGUCACUAGUCCGUAAUGACGGUAUAAUCUAUGCGACGGGGCUCACGUUCACGUACACGCCGGAGCCCGGCCCGCGGCCGACGUGCCCGCCUGUCGAUGACGUCAUGAGGCCCGAACACGCUUGGCACGACGCCCAUCGGCUGCCCGAGGCGUUGCAAUAGCGUGACAACCCUAGCACGUUUCGUGACUGUUCAGUGACUAAUGUUAUAUUGUCUGUCAUGUUCCAAGUUCAAACUUAAACUGUGAGUAACCAAACGACGGUAAAAGUUAACCACCAAUGCUCGGAUAGACUAUGCUGUUGACGUCGUUCGUAACGACAUUGGGUCAGAAAGUAUCAAAAAAAACUGUACCGACAAGAGUGAAAUGGACUUUAGACACAUUUGUUUAAAGGUUAAGUUCGCUUACGUUUCUUCAGCCAGCGCUCCCGUGGAAUAGAAAUAAACUUAAAAUCACUAGUGCAUAAUGUGCGGCUUUAAAGCAAAUAAUUGUAGGUUCAGUUUACUUUGACCUUUUGUUGUUUCGGUACUCAAGACUCUAGGAUUGUAAGCGUGCAAUUCGUACAACAAAGCCGUACAGCGUAAAGUAGGUAUCAAAUAUAUACAGGUUUAUGUCGGGCAUUUAGCUUUGUCUCGUUUUGACUGUUUCUUAAAUCUGAGGUACUCCUUUAUUGACCUCAGACUAAAGCUCUGAAGGUGUUGCGCUAGAAAAGUGUGAUAUGGUAAACGAAAAAAGCCACUAAAUAGUGGCGAAAAAUUAUGCUGUCUAGGGUCAAAAGGUACAUCCGAAGAAUCGCAUUAAAUGCUUAAAGUACAACGAUUCAGUUUCAGAAAUAAGACUUACAAUGGUGUCGAUUUCGUUGUACGCAAACUUUUUCCCCAUUUUCUUUUUAAAAACAUGUAGAGCUCGUCC
Messenger RNA from Pararge aegeria (speckled wood butterfly), 2644 nucleotides. RefSeq names its product suppressor of hairless protein (gene Su(H)). The record is from RefSeq and is a predicted model, not a curated record. Bases 406 to 1896 code for a protein of 496 amino acids. Gene Ontology annotation, molecular function: DNA-binding transcription activator activity, RNA polymerase II-specific; RNA polymerase II cis-regulatory region sequence-specific DNA binding. Gene Ontology annotation, cellular component: nucleus. NCBI's taxonomy places the organism in Eukaryota, Metazoa, Arthropoda, Insecta, Lepidoptera, Nymphalidae. The transcript has 4 exons. Gene Ontology annotation, biological process: regulation of transcription by RNA polymerase II.